This is a messenger RNA of Arachis stenosperma, 723 nucleotides long. RefSeq lists its product as uncharacterized. Bases 1 to 723 code for a protein of 240 amino acids. NCBI's taxonomy places the organism in Eukaryota, Viridiplantae, Streptophyta, Magnoliopsida, Fabales, Fabaceae. The record is from RefSeq and is a predicted model, not a curated record. The transcript has a single exon.
AUGGUUACUAUAAGUGAUGAGGGGAGUGUGAAAGAACUGAACAAAUCAUUAGAACACUCUCAAGAUAUUCCAGUAGAGAAGCAAGAAGAGAGUGACCAAGAAACCAACCCCACACAAAGGAAGGAGCUAAGGGAGAAAGAGAUUCUGAACCCAUAUGCACCUUUUCCCCAAAGACUCAAGGGGGGUGUAGAAAGGAAAGUGUACUCAAAGUUCCUCGACAUGUUUGCAUCUCUCCAUGUAAACAUACCAUUCAUCAAGGCUCUCCAACAAAUGCCCUCAUACAUUAAGUGUAUGAAAGAGUUGCUGACCAAGAAAAAUUCACUAAAGGGAGGGCAAACAAUAGUGAUGAAUAAGGAGUGCAGUGCUCUCAUUCAAACAGAGUUGCCUACAAAAAGGAAGGACCCAAGGAGUUUUCACAUCCUUUGUGCUAUAGGAGAAACAAGGAUUGAUAAGGGACUCUAUGACCUGGGAGCAAACAUUAACUUAAUGCCUUUAUCCCUCAUGAAGAAGCUUCAAAUCAAUGAGCUAAUGCCCACGGAUGUAAUCAUCAAGUUGGCUGACAAAACUCAAAAACAAGCAAUAGGAGUGGUUGAAAACGUGUUGGUGAAGGUUGGGAACUACUUCCUUCCCACAGACUUUGUUAUCUUGGAGAUUGAAGAGAGUCACCUCCAUCCAAUCAUAUUGGGAAGACCAUUCGUAGCCACAACCAGAGCACUUAGGUAG